CGUAAACACGAAAACAGAUAAUGUAUACACAGAUAGCUAACCUUGAGGUAGCCAGUAAUAGAAUGUCAGGUGUGUAUCGCGAUGAUUCCCUUCGCACAACGUGCCAAAGUGUAACGAGCGUGCCUUGAAGCCCGAUUAAUUCGCACGACCUUAAAGCAAAAUGCAAUAAACUUUUGUUAGUUACGUGGUGAUCAUGUAUCGUGCACAGUAGUAACAUUGCGAUACAGAUAGCCCCCGUAAUGGGAAGACGCAAGUUUCACAAACGCUCGCGGCAGAAAGCCAAGUUCCACGAGGUCCAGCAAUCCUUUCGGCAGCAUGCGCGUUCCUCGAAGCGACGCCGAUACGAUUCGAAGGCCACGUCCAAUCUGCAGCAGAACUCGCCGGAGUUGAUGCUGUCCGAGUCGCAGCAUGAGGAUCUGUUGUACGACAGCAAGCUCAGUCCUGAGAUCGUGUCCAAGUCACCCAAAAUCAAAUUGCAGGUAGAAACCUGCGGGGACGGUGCGGAAAUCGGAGAUGACAUCAGUGUACGAAGGACAGAACAGUCGCAAAGGAAAUCGUGCGAUUUUAAACGCAAUGCUGAAUCCACUAAUAGUCUUCUUCGCUUGGAGGGCUAUUCUAAGCAUGACAUUACUAAAUUAAUCACCGGCGAUGCGUUAGACUUGACAGACGCUUCAUCAUCCAGUUCAUUAUCCCUGAACAAUGGCGAGAACAAAACGGCCGACGUAAUAAACGAUGAGCGACCCGCAGUAAGUACCCUUGACACGAAAUUCCGUUUAUCAGAUACAUCGCAAUUGGCGAUGUUUCGUUCUAAUCUUGAAUCGCUGCGCGAUGAUGCGUUCUACUAUGAGACUCCGAGACCUACGAAUCCCGGCGAAGAGCCGGAAAUGAAUGGACAACAAUUUCCCGAGGAAAAAUCAGUUCAGCAGAAAGAUCGGCGCGAGUCAGAGACGAUGGACGAUUGUCGUUUAAUAGACAAGACGCUUUCGAUGAAUGACGAUCUCACAAUCAGUGAGAUGAACAAUUAUUUAGACGAACGGAUGUCGAGCAUCACCAAACAUUCUAGCUUCGAAACGGUCCCUCCAAUCGCGAUCUUGCAGAGCCAGCAUCUCUCAGAAUCCGCAACGUCGUGCAAGUCUGAUAAGUGCAGGUCCGAAUCCACCGGCGAUGUGCGGUUGUCACUUGAUGAGUUUCAACCCCCUGGAUCAGUCGAUGAACGUAACAAAUUGUGGGAUAAUCCCAAGAGGAGCAGGAACAUCCUGAACGGUAGUAACAAGAGAUUCGACGUCGUGCUCGAGACGAUCGGCAAACACUUGACUGUGAACUGGCGCGAGCUGCGGAAGAUCUUCGCACGGUUGAACAAGAGGAUUCACGAAGACGAAGACGACGUGGAGCGAGACUGUGCGCCCUUGCUGUCCAAGUACAGAUGGUUCGCCGACGACCGAAGGAUCCCUUACGUCUCCAUUUCGAUGUCGUCACCGAAGAACGCAAACAGAAGCUCAGCGAGUUGCAAUAAUGACGAAGACGAGGAAGCGGGAAGGCAGAGGCGGUCGACAACACGUGUGGAGGUACCACCAGCACUUUCAGAAGAGAGGAGGAAGAGGAAGCAACUCUCGUUUCCGCCAACUCAGCCGUCGUGCGAUAAGACAUGUCGGGACAGCCGUAGCUCAGAGUCAACGUCCACCUCUGACCUCGAUCAGCCCGCGCUGACCGAUUACGACUCCCUGCAGGAAAUAGAAUGUCAGGCUGGCACUUGUAAGCGCCAAGUGUUACAAACCACCGCAACAUCACAGGAUUCUCAAAAUCACGCAGAAUCUCGACAAAGAAGCAUCCCUCGCAUGAUAAUUUCAUGGGUGAUCGCUUUUUACGGUUGGUUGAAAAAGAAGCUGCUGCAUUUAAGCGACAAUUACAAGAAGUUGCGACAGAGGUUCAUCUCAUCUCCAUUGAUUUCUGAAAUAAAGACUGAUCGUCUAGUAGCGACGUUGCGCAUCGAAAAUAAAAAGAUGAUGUGCGAACUGUCGGAAAGAAUGACACGACUGUCAACAGAUUUUAACAAAGUACGGACAAACACCGAAACCACUCUCAAUGUUCUGACGACCGAAGUAAACGCCGUUCGCGAAGCCAGCAAGAAGAUGAACGAGAACAACACGAUGCUGAUGCUGGAGCUGAAAAAAUUACGCGGGACGCUGGAAGAAAUUGAAUCAAAAUCCUCGCAGCCUGCUUUCUUAAGAUCUUCGUAUCUUCCACCGUCUUCUCACUCACUUCCACCGCCGCCAGCCCCUUCGAGAUUUCCACCAUCGCAACCGCCUCCGAUAGCAUCUGAUAGUACCUUCAAAUCAGCAACAUCUACAUCGGUGAUACCACCGCCGCCACCUCCGCCACCGCCUUCAGUCUUCCUGCAAUCUCCAGGCCCGUCAACAAUACAACCGACGACUCCCAACAGUAGUCGAAGCAGCAAGUGCAGGACACCCACGAGGAAAUGUUCCACGCCGUUACUGAGCAGGCCCAGCAUCACCGUGGAGGAUCUGCUGAAGGUCACUCUGAAGAAAGCGCCGCAAAGUAUCAAAGAUAACAGACGAAACUCCAUGCCAGGUCCGAGGGGUCCGGUCGUGUCUUUGGAGAUGCUGCGCAACGUGAAGCUGAAGUCUACGAAACGCAGACUCAAUGACCAAACUGGAAGGUCGCCCAGAAGCGGUAGAAUUGUUAAAAACCGUGCUACGUCGAAUAUCAGUCUCUCGCCGAUUCUGACCGGAUCGGAGGGUAAUCUGGAGCGAAUCCUACGGCGAGUGGACUCGAACAGACCGAGGAGGCUUCUGUCCGCCUCGAGCAGCUUGCACGAGCACGAUUUCGUAAAGGAGACGCAGUCUCAGUCGCUGGAAACGCUAACGCGUCGCUAAUUUGCAAUCUGCGAGUAAGGAUGUACCUGUACACGCGAUUCUUGACGUUAAAAUUUGUUUGCCUGUAACACGGCACUGCAUAAUCAUAUCGGGAAGCAAGAAACCACGUGAAUUCUUUUUUUUCUUUACGUUAGACAUCGAAAAUUAAAUUAAUGUCUGUACAACUUAUAUUUGAUGUUAUAAUAAAUUACAUGUAGCUUCCUCAACGUUUGAUAGAAAGAAAAAUUUUAUACGAUUUCUUGCUUCGACAUUACACGUCAGUGUGACUGCUGUGUGAGGGAUCAAGAGCGUAAAUUUAGAAUGAAAUAACAUGAUGUAUCACAACAUGUGAUGUAAAAUUACAACAUGUACGUAUAAAGGUCAGGGGCUCCGAGCUCUUCCUGCUCUCUAAAAAGAUAUAAUCGCUUUUAUAAUUUUAUCGAGUAUGAGCCUGAAUUUUUGAGAAUACCUUUAAGAAACUUGCGAUCACGAGUCAUAGAUUCGUAAUUACUUUAUUUGUAGUUUUCAUGUGUGUGAUUUUACAGAAAAAGAUCGUAUCCGUUGUAAUCGCAUUGGUUGUAGUACAGAGCGUAAGAACGCAUGCGGAUCCGAAAAUUGGUUCCUUCAAAACGAUUAAUCAUGUUGCCUCGCUCUAUUAUUCGUUCAUAACGGUUAAUUCAAUGACAGAUUUCGAAAUUUCGUGAAACCCGGUAAAAGUAUAUAUAUAGUUAGACAACUGAAAGAAAUAUACAAUGUACGCAGUUUAAUGAAGGAUGUUUUUAGACGCGCAUAACGGAAGUUUCCGAGACCGAACAGGUUCUCCAAGUUCAUAAAUAAAAUUUUUAUCAUGUUGCAAAUAAUUUAUGUAUAAUCUUCGACCCAUCCUUUUAUAUAUACAUACAUACACAUGUAUGUAUGAUGUACAUAUGCAUAUAUACAUAUGUAUAUGUAUAUAUAUAUAUGUAUGAACGAACAAUCGGAUUGCCUAAUCAAGCUGUUGAUUCUCAUCGACGUUCUGAGAUGGUAAUUCACCAUUCGUUGCCACCUGACGCGUUUAUGUAUCUAAAUUUCUUAACACACUUUGCCGCACAGAUACACAUGCUAUGUAUUUGAAAUAUAUAUAUAUGUGUGUGUAUGUAUAUAUAUAUUUCGCGCGUGCGUUUUACAGCCUACGACGGCUCCUUCUGCCUCGUUUCACAGUUCUUAAUUUAGAGCUCCGUUUACCUUGCACACAGUUUUUAAUGCGAUUUAAUCGUCUCGAUCAUCAUCGUGUAUUCGAGUUGAUCCUACCUACCGCACGGACGACCCCUCGCAUCGCGAUUAUUACUUCUUCCCUCUCUUUUUAUCCUACUUGUUACGUUCUCUCUCGUUCGCUUACAAUAUUACAUUCGCAAAUAUACUUACUUUACUUUUACGGAGGCGGUUGAUAUUACUUUGAAUUAUUCCUUAUAACGUAUCGUUUGUAACUUGAUUAUCGAUUUUAUCGUUACAAUAUCUAAAUACAGGGGCACGAUGGACACCAAUAGUUUCUGUUUUUUUUUUCAUUCGUGCGGAGCUUGCAAUCCGCAUUAUUCCCGCCGGAUGAGUUAGUUACUGUUGUCGUGUCGUAAAACGCCUCGCUUUUUUGCUGCGCUCAUUCGGCGUCUCCGGUAUCAUCACUAUCAUUGUUCACGUCGCGUUUAUCAGCGAGGAAACUGAGCAAGCUUAAUGGGAUUUUGGUAGUUCUAGCUCUAUUAUAAGUAGGUAAGUUUAAUGCGUAAAAUGGUCAGUAACUAGCUAAGCUUACCUCGUCGGCUUGAAGAAAAGGUAUAUCCACUGUAAAUCUAUACGAUCCCGACUCAUUACAAGAAUAAUGGAAUGUCUCAACGUAAAAGUCGAUGGAAUGGCUCGUCAAUGAAUCGGCGAAUGAAUAAUUAUGAACACGGAUCAACUAUCGUCUAUCCGGAUGAGAAACCACGAGAGCAGAUAUAUAUACGUAUACCUGUGCGUGGUGUGUGUGUAACGUAAGUAUGUGUAUGUACGCGGGUGGAAAAAGUCGGGGUAGUCAUUUAUUCUGUAAUCAUUUCUUUUUACCACAGCAAUCGAUAUUAGUCUACACAACGGGCGUAUGAAAACGUACAACCACAUUACAGACUAGCUAAAUAGUUACUUAUUUGCUGUGAGUAACACAACGCUAAAGAGGCUCGCCUACGAUAACAUAAUCCUCCCAUUUACUCUUUCUUUCUUUUCCUUUAUUUUUCUUCGUCGCUUCUAAUCACGGCAUUGCUCGUCGAGAUUGAUGAGAGUUUUCGUUUUCGUCGAGGAAAGAUGCGCGCACCUGACGAAACUGAGAGAGAUCGCGACACGGAAUUUCGAUGAACAAAUUCGCCUCUACUUCUCGCUCGCUUCUUACCAAGCUCCCUCGCGACACGGUCUCAUUGUAUAUGAAAGCUCACAAUCAGGCGAACAAUGUUAUUGCAUUUGACGAGGUACAGGGAGA
Messenger RNA from Ooceraea biroi (clonal raider ant), 5352 nucleotides. RefSeq names its product formin BNI1. Lineage: Eukaryota; Metazoa; Arthropoda; Insecta; Hymenoptera; Formicidae. The record is from RefSeq and is a predicted model, not a curated record.